This is a messenger RNA of Drosophila navojoa, 1440 nucleotides long. RefSeq lists its product as uncharacterized. NCBI's taxonomy places the organism in Eukaryota, Metazoa, Arthropoda, Insecta, Diptera, Drosophilidae. The record is from RefSeq and is a predicted model, not a curated record.
AUGGAGAGUACCAAUGAAGAAGCAAUGGAGUUACAGCUAGAUACGCCAAAGAUGCAAAUUCAGCUAUCGGAUAACAUUUACAUACAGACCUAUCCACUCGACCCUCGGCUCAUGAACUUUUUACCACGCCUUUUGUGGGAGCUACAUGAACUUCACAUCGUUUUCAUAACUAAGGAAGAGUCCAGCAACUGGCAGAAUGAUCUCUACAGCUACUGCUUUCGAAACGGUUUCAUCAAUGUGCUUCUCAUUCAGAACCUACGACCCGAAAUUCUGUUAUAUAGCUACAAUCCAUAUCCAACAAUUCGCACUUUGCGAUUGCCGCUGCUUGAGGAUUACCUCAAUAGGUGGCGCCAUCUACUGAAUUUUCAACAGUACCCGGUUAGGACUCUUCUAUUCACGGUUGAGCCACGCAUUUUUCAAUAUGUAAAUCGAAGAGGAGAGCUGGUGUAUAGUGGCUACUUGUACAAUGCGCUCAAGGGGUUUACGCACCGGUAUAAUUCUUCGAUAUAUAUAGUAAAAGAAAUUGACGUUGAUGAUUUGUACGAUACGGCGGUGCCCCAUGCUAAGCCAAUUGCGAGCUAUUUGUACUUUGUGCGCCCUUUCACAUGGACUCUGUGGCUCACAGUGAUUGGAGCCAUUGGGUAUGGAAUGCUGAUGCUUUAUGGUAGUAGCAGAAAUGGACGCUCCGAAAUCGGCAAAUAUUUUCUUAGCAGUUGGUGCAAUUUUCUGUUUAUCUCACAGCCGAGGAUCAUCUUUGCCAACUGGCAACAGGUUGUCAUCCAUUUUAUAAUGCUCUUAAGUGGAUUCAUACUCACGAAUUUUUAUGUCGCAUUGCUUUCAAGUAUGCUAACCUCGGGUUUGUUUGAGGAGGAUUACAAUACAUUUCAGGAUUUGGAGCGUUCCUCUUACACCUUACUAACUGAUAGUUACUAUGCUCAUUUUAUGAAUGAGUCAACAUUCAUGCCAGAAAUCAUCAAGCAACGCAUUAGCAGAGUUGACUCGGAUGCCCUUGAAGCUGCACGCGUAACCAUGAACACAAGUCACAUGUAUACUCGAUAUGAAGAUCGCUUAGAUGGCUUUCUAUUUCAACAGCACCUUCUGAAAGUUCCCCUGUUUAAGGUGAUACCGAAAAGUCUUUCGGAUGGCUUCAUGUCCUUUCCAGUGCUCAACGGAUUGCCUUAUUUAAAUUUGAUAAAUAGUUAUCUAAGACGUAUAUUUGAGUACGGCAUUUUGCAAAAGAUCAAGACCGAUGCAUAUCUGGACACUAUCGAGGGUGGCAUUACGAAAUUUAUUACAAGUGACAGGACUGAGCGCAAGCCAUUUGCUGUGGAAUUUUAUUACUAUGCGUUUGCAUUGUGGGGCGUGGGCUUAAUGCUGGCCUCACUCUGCUUCGUCCUGGAGUUACUAAGACAUUACGUGACUAAUCAAAUUCAAUUGUAA